Messenger RNA from Vespa velutina, 1549 nucleotides. Its product is annotated as leucine-rich repeat-containing protein 51-like. The transcript is spliced from 2 exons. Bases 792 to 1391 code for a protein of 199 amino acids. The record is from RefSeq and is a predicted model, not a curated record. Gene Ontology annotation, molecular function: protein binding. Lineage: Eukaryota; Metazoa; Arthropoda; Insecta; Hymenoptera; Vespidae.
AGUUUCAUAACUCUUGAUACUAAAUUUAGCUUCAUUAUCUAAUUUAUUAAUUCUCAAUUGCAGUUUCUUUUGAAAAUCUUUUAGAAACAAAUCUGAUUCUUCUAAAGAUUCUCGAUUUUGUUUGGAUUUACGUGUUUGUUUCGUACGUGGCAUGCUUCCUAAUUCGUAAAAUAUUGAGGGGAAAAAAAAGCAAAAAAAAAAAAAAAACGAAACAAAACGAUUGUAUUCACUAUAUGAUAAAUAAUAACUUAAAUUAAUCUAAUAGACUUUCUUCACUUUCUCAUAUAAUCAAGACUAAUCCAAUUUUUAAAUUCUGUUUACUGUUAUGGACAGUUUCAAUCCAUUAAAUAACAACACACAAGAAAGCCUUAUUAUUACGUUUAUAAACGGUGUUGCCCUCUAAUGCGAACAAAUUCAACUAAAUGCGAAAGUAUUCAUAACGGUUCUUUUAGAAUACAGAUUUACGAAACCAUUAUAAAUUGUACAAUUUUAUUAUCGACCUUGAAAAACUAUAAAUAUCGAUUAAUUAUUCUCUUAAAAAUAUCUAUACAGCUUGAAAUUUGAACUCCGUUAAUACGAAGUACUUAUUAAAAUGUACAUAUUGAUUAGAUAAUUUCAUGUGUAUAAAAUAUGUUAAAAUAUGUUAGUUAGAUCGAUUAUCGUUUCUUUACAUUAACCUUUCUUUACAAACAAUUGUUUCGUUAUAAACAAUUUCAUAUUUCAAAGUUUGUUCUAUAAAUCAUUACCUUUGUUGUUGUUGUUGUUGUUGUUGUUGUUGUUGCUGUUACAUAAUGAAUACUAAUAAUGCAAACGUCAAUUUUACUUCUGAUUAUAAACGAAACGAACGAGAGGAAAUGUUAAUAGCACCACCAUUAGAUUAUUCAUUCAAAAAAGCGACCGAUAUGAAUCAGCUAGUUAAUCAACAACCUCAGACGAUACGAACGGUUAAAGCACCAAUGCGAACGUCCAAAGAUCGUUUUGCAACAAGUACGAUAUGGUUGAGUAAUAAUUUAUUAACAUCCAUGGAAGGACUUGAAAAUCUAUGCAAAACAGUUCUAGAAGAUCCAACUUUUUUAAGUUGGUUAGAUCUUUCAUUUAAUGAGAUCAACGAAAUCGGAGAUGAUAUCGCAAAGUUUUCUAAUCUAAAGAUCUUAUAUUUACACGGUAAUAAUAUUUCAAAUAUAAAUGAUGUAUUAAAAUUAAGAAAACUAUGUAAUAUGAGAACCUUAACGUUACAUGGAAAUCCGAUAGAAACUUUACCUUAUUAUAGGAGUUAUAUAAUCAAUGUUAUGUCACAAUUAAUCAAUUUAGAUUUUUCGCCAAUAACUAUAGCCGAAAAGAAACGAGCAUUACCUACCGGAUUUUUUAAAAUAAUAAAACCAGCUUUGUAAACGUAUACAUUUUCUUUUUAUUUAUUUUUAAUUGUUUAUAAAUUAUUGAAUUUUUUGUUUGAGUAAAAUUAACCAAUGGAAAUAACGUAUCAUAUACUUAUUUGUAUCUGGUGCUCAUAAUUUGGAAAUAAAUAUUAUAAAAUAAUAAAUGAUUUUUC